Chlorella variabilis is the source of this 1878-nucleotide messenger RNA. RefSeq lists its product as hypothetical. The transcript is spliced from 9 exons. Lineage: Eukaryota; Viridiplantae; Chlorophyta; Trebouxiophyceae; Chlorellales; Chlorellaceae. Gene Ontology annotation, molecular function: protein binding. Bases 1 to 1878 code for a protein of 625 amino acids. The record is from RefSeq and is a predicted model, not a curated record.
AUGGCGCUAGACACGGUGCGCGCGCGGUGGAUGGAGGCCAGCUAUGCCAACCAGCCGGCGGCGCGCUGCGGGCACAGCGCCGUCACGGUGAACGCCGUUCCGACGUGGGGCGAGGAGUUUCUGGUGGUGUUUGGCGGCAUCGACCGCCACAAGGAGGCCCUGGACGACCUGGCGGUGCUGCAGUGCGAGCAAGAGGCGUGGUUUGCGCCGGAGAAGGCGGCGGUGGGCCCCGCCGCGCGCGCCUUCCACGCCGCCGCCGUCAUCGGCAGCAAGAUGUACCUGUUUGGCGGGCACGUGUAUGUCAAGCAGCUGCACAAGCUGCACCAGUUUGCAGACCUGUGGUGCCUCGACACCGACACCUGGCGCUGGAGCCGACUGUCGGGGGAGGCGCCCGAGGCGCCGCAGCCCUGCCCGCGCGACCGCGCCGCCAUGUGCGCCGUGGGCGGCUCCCGCCUGCUGGUGGUGGGCGGCGCCGACUCGAUGAACCGGCGCCUGGACGACGCCUGGCUGUUUGACCUGGAGCGGGGGACGUGGAGCGAGGUGAAGCUGGCUGGCGCACGGCCACGCGCGCGCUGCUGCACCGCGCUCUUCUCGCUGGAGAGCAGGGUGCUGAUGUUUGGGGGCGACACGUACGGCGUCACCAAUGAGCUGUGGUCCCUGAGGGGCCUGGAGGGGGAUGGCCCCGCCCAGUGGACGCAGCUGCAGCUGGAGGGCCCCGCGCCGCCGCCUCGCCGCGGGCACGCGGUCGCAGUGACAGGGAGCUGGGUGGUGUUUGUGGGCGGCCUGACGGAGCAGCGGUCGCUCAUGGGGAUGAAGAGCCGGAGCGAGUACCUGUCGGACGUGGUCAUCCUGGACCGGCAGGAGCGGGUGGCGUGGCGUGGCGUGGAGCUGGCGUCACCGCCGCCGGCGCCUCGUGAGAAGCACACGCUCACCGCGCUGGCAGGCGGCCGCCUGCUGCUGUUUGGAGGCACCGACGGCACCUCCACGCUGGGUGAUGCCUGGUGGCUGGACCUUGAGGAUAUCGCACCCCCCCAGCCAGACCUGCUGUCUGUGGCAGACCUGGCCGACAGCGCCUCGCAGCCGCCGCCCGAGGUGACGGCGGCGCCCGCGCUGCCGCUGCCGCCGGGCAAGCAAGCCGCGGCGGCGCCGGGGCGGCAGGGCUCUCCUGGCAUCCCCGCAGGAGCGCCGGCGGGCGCCGCAGCAGACCAGCAGCUGGCGGCGCCGCCGUCGCCGUCGCCGCAGCAGCAGGCGGGAGGCGGCGGCGCCGGCGCCGGCAGCAGCGGCGCGCUGACGGGCGGGCUGGCAUACCUGCAGCAGAGCAUCCCGACGCUGUCCACCGCGCUGUCCUCCCUGCGCGGCCGCCUGGGCCUGCCCGCCACCAGCUCCGGCGCGCAGCUGGCGGCGCAGCAGCUGGCCGCCGCCAUCAGCGAGGAGCACGACCGCGAGCUGCUGCAGCUGGGGCAGCGGGCCCUGGCCGCCUCGCGCGGCGGCGCGGCAGCGGCGGCAGCCACAGACACCCGCCAGCUGGUCGCCGCCGCCCGCCAGUUCCUGGCCACCCGCGCCGCCAGCCAGCUGCACCUGGGCGAGCUGCCGGUGCUGAUGGCGGACUACCGACGGCUGGCGCGCCUGGGCUGGACCAUGCUGCUCACGGAGAAGGGCCCCGAGGCGCUGGCGGAUGGCGGCGUGCGGCUGCCGGGGCGCUUCAUGCACCUGGCGGCAGACGACCUGCGCAUGAGAGAGGUGCCAGAGGUCCUGGCUGACUAUCAGCUGCUCUUCGCAUCACACGCAUCCCUCGCAGACGCGGCGGCGGCGGCACCGGGGAGCGGCGGCAGCGGCGGUGGCGUGGGAGCGGCCGCGCGGCCCGCCACGCCCAGCUGA